AUGGCCUGCGGAAACAAGUCUGGAUGCUGUGCGGGCGAGAAGAAGCCUCCAACAGCUUUCUCUUCCUCCUGCUCCCCGGCUGAGGACGACCGUGCAAGAGUCAUGGCUCGUCUGCCUGGCCGGGAUGCUGCCUGCUGCGAUCCCGAAGCCGACGAGCGCUGCGACGCGGUAGACGAACAUGUCCAUGAGCAUGGAGACGACGGGAAGCAUGGAGCAGUCGCCUGCAGCAGCCAUCUCAGGCUCGCCUUUGAGCGCUUCAGCUCUUAUCUCGAGACCGCCCAGUGCAUCUGUCGCAGCGUCAUCGCCAGCCACAGCCUCACUCCUUGCUGUGCCGGCCAGGCUGCCUCUUCUCACCCUGCCCCUAACCAUGCACAUAAACAUGUCCAUGAAGACAAGGAUAUUGACCUGGAUGAUACCUCGAGCUGCUCCGGACAUGACCACGACCACGACCAUGACCAUGAUGAUGAUACUCAUAGUCAUAGCCAUGCAAAUGACAAUCCUACUGGCAUCAUCAAAGGAGCAGCCGUCGACCUGGAGAAAUCUGCUGGCCACGAACACGUCCUCCUCGCAGUCUCCGGCAUGACCUGCUCAGGGUGCGGGAACAAGCUCUCCAGGGCCCUCCAGGAGUCUCCCGCAGUCUACAACGUCAAGGUCAACUUCGUCCUCGGAAACGCAGAGUUCGAUCUCGACACUGCCCACACCAGCAUCGAGGCCCUCAUCGACCGUCUCGACAGGCUCACGGGCUUCCGCUGCGUCAAGGCUUCCUCUUCCGCGGACGACCAGCAUCUGGACCUGCUUGUUCCCCCAGGCACUGCUCCCAAUGUCACGGUUGAAAGUCUGCCUGCGGGAGUCACCCAGGUCGACAUACUCGACGCCAGGACAGUCCGCAUUGCAUUCGACCCCCUGGCCAUCGGAGCCCGAGACCUGCUCCAGGCCAUGGGAGAUCGCACCUCGGGCCUCUCCCCAGUCAACAACCACAGGGACCCCGCCGCCUCCGCCGGCAGAAAGAGACUCUACGCCAUGCUCUACAAGACCACUUAUGCCGCCUUGCUUACCAUUCCCGUCCUGGUGCUGGCUUGGGGCCACUCGCUGACUGGGCCGCGCACCAAGGUCAUUGUCUCGCUGGUUCUGGCCACGGGUGUCCAGGCCCUGGCUGUACCGGAAUUCUACAAACCCGCCAUCACCUCGCUUAUCUACAGCCGCGUGGUCGAGAUGGACAUGCUGGUCGUCAUCAGCAUCACCGCUGCAUACCUCUACUCGCUCGUGGCAGUGGGCUUCACCCUCGCAGACAAACCGCUUGCCACGCCCGAGUUCUUCGAAACAAGUACCCUGCUCAUCACCCUCGUGCUGUUCGGCAGGCUGGUCGCUGCCUACGCGCGCAUUCGGGCCGUGGAAGCGGUGUCUACUCGCUCCUUGCAACCUGCUACUGCCCUCUUGCUUGAAGAUGCCCAUGCCGCUGCUGCUGGCCAGACUCGAGAGAUCGAUGCCAGACUGCUCCAGUUCGGGGACAAGUUUCUGGUCUCGCCGCAUUGUACCAUCCCCACGGACGGGAGGGUGCUCGAGGGGACAAGCGAGGUCGACGAGUCUAUGCUCACGGGCGAGAGUCUGCCUGUUCUCAAGAAAAAGGGCGCCCAGCUCAUUGCCGGCACUAUCAAUGGAUCAGGCAGUCUCACCGCCCUCCUCACUCGGCUGCCGGGCAAGAACACUGUGGCAGAGAUAUCCAAUCUCGUCGAAGAAGCCUCAAGUCAUAAGCCUAGGGUCCAGGAUCUAGCUGACAAGGUAGCUGGAUGGUUUGUGCCCAUCGUCACGGCCGCAGCGUCUAUUGUUCUAGUGGUAUGGUUGCUUGUCUGUCUGCUGGUGCGGCACCAGGCUGCGGGCGGCGCCAUCGGUACCGCCAUAACAUACACUAUUGCCGUCUUCGCGGUGUCCUGUCCAUGUGCCGUUGGCCUCGCUGUUCCCAUGGUCCUCGUUGUCGCCGGCGGCAUUGCCGCCAGGGCAGGCGUCAUUAUCAAGUCCGCCGAGUCCACCGAGCGAGCACAUCGAGUCACCGACGUCGUGCUAGAUAAGACCGGCACCAUCACCACCGCUGACCUAGAGGUCGUAGAAACAGUCUUGCUCCCGCAGCCAGAGCCAGAGUCACACCAGUAUACCCUCUCCCUCGUCUCCGCCUUGGUCCGCGAUAACAAACAUCCCGUUUCCAUAGCGGUAUCCAAACACCUCGCCAGCCAGAACCAGAACCAGAACCAGGACCAGGACCAGGACCAACCUUCUCAACGCCUCGAGAACAUCCGCAUCAUACCCGGUGCAGGCGUGGAGUGUGUCACCGACACCUCCAUCCUCCGCGCCGGCAGCGCUCGAUGGCUCCAUGUCCAAUCCCACCCUGACGUCUCCCGCCUCAUCACCGGCGGCAUGAGCACCCUCUGCAUCACACGCAACGACACCCUGAUCGCCGUAUUCGGGCUCAAGAACAACCCCCGCCCCGAAUCCGCGCGCGUCAUCCAAAAGCUUCAAUCUAGGGGUCUGUCAGUCCACGUCGUCAGCGGCGACGAGACCAAGGCCGUUGAAGAAAUCGCUUCGGCCGUGGGUAUUCCCACCGCCCACAUCGCUGCUCGCCAAACACCUUCCGACAAACAGGCGUAUGUCACGCGGCUGAUGGAGCAGGGCAAAACAGUGCUGUUCUGCGGAGACGGAACUAAUGAUGCCGUGGCCAUCACGCAGGCAGACGUGGGCGUUCAAAUCGGCUCUUCAUCGGACGUUAGUAGAGCUACGGCGGAUGUGGUGCUGCUAGGUGGGCUGGAAGGCGUGGUAGUGCUGCUGGAUGUGUCGCGGGCGUCGUUCAGGCGUAUUGUGUUCAAUUUCGUCUGGUCUGCGCUGUAUAAUGUGUUUGCCAUCUUGUUGGCUGCGGGCGCCUUUGUGUAUGUGCGUAUCCCGCCGGCGUAUGCUGGUCUGGGCGAGAUUGUGAGUGUCUUGCCGGUCAUUCUGGCUGCCCUGAGCAUGUUCUGGACUAGACGCUCGCUGGCCGUUUAA
Messenger RNA from Trichophyton benhamiae CBS 112371, 3027 nucleotides. Its product is annotated as copper-transporting ATPase, putative. The transcript is spliced from 2 exons. The record is from RefSeq and is a predicted model, not a curated record. Gene Ontology annotation, biological process: monoatomic cation transport. The coding region runs from base 1 to 3027 and encodes 1008 amino acids. Gene Ontology annotation, molecular function: ATP binding; ATP hydrolysis activity; metal ion binding. Gene Ontology annotation, cellular component: membrane. Lineage: Eukaryota; Fungi; Ascomycota; Eurotiomycetes; Onygenales; Arthrodermataceae.